This is a messenger RNA of Ictalurus punctatus (channel catfish), 4206 nucleotides long. RefSeq names its product tight junction protein 2a (zona occludens 2) (gene tjp2a). Gene Ontology annotation, biological process: establishment of endothelial intestinal barrier; positive regulation of blood-brain barrier permeability; cell-cell adhesion. NCBI's taxonomy places the organism in Eukaryota, Metazoa, Chordata, Actinopteri, Siluriformes, Ictaluridae. The coding region runs from base 175 to 3597 and encodes 1140 amino acids. Gene Ontology annotation, cellular component: plasma membrane; bicellular tight junction. The transcript is spliced from 23 exons. Gene Ontology annotation, molecular function: cell adhesion molecule binding. The record is from RefSeq and is a predicted model, not a curated record.
CCUGCACCGGGAAGCCACGCCCCAUACCUGGAAGAUUCAGGAAAUCUGGGAUUGUGUGCUGCAACGAACUCGAGAUUUCUGUCGAUUCUGUAAAAUUUCACUCUUUCACUCGAGUUUCUGUCUUCAGGUGGACGCGGAAGUGUGACAUUAAACCGGAAACAGAAGAGUCUGGAGAUGGAGGAGACAGUGUGGGAACAGUACACAGUGACGCUGCAGCGGCAUUCUAAAAUGGGAUUUGGGAUCGCCGUGUCUGGCGGAAAAGACAAUCCGAAUGAAGAGACCAGAGAGCCGUCCAUCAUCGUCUCUGAUGUGCUGGAGGGAGGACCUGCUGAAGGCCUGCUGUUUCAGAAUGAUCGAGUGAUCCAGGUGAACUCCGCGUCCAUGGAGAACGUUGUGCACUCGUUUGCUGUACAGACUCUACGCAAGUGUGGCAAAGUCGCCAAGAUAACAGUGAAAAGGCAGCGUAAAGUUCCUGUGAGCAUAGUGAAGCAGGCCCCGCCCCCAGAUAACCGCGCGUUCUCUCAUCCGGACUACAGCGAUGAUUAUGACUACGAGCCGGACCGACGCAGCACCUACAGUGGCCAGACCGACUCCGAAUACGACUUUGAACGCAGCCGUGGUCGAACACUGGAGCGAGACAUCAGUCCUGAGCGUCAGCAUCGCCGCGACGGCAGCCGAGGACGCAUGCUGGAGUACGAUCGCAGCCCUGACCGUCGUUACCGUGGCGACCACCCCCGUGACCAGGCCUACAGUCCAGAUCGCCAAUAUCGUAGCGACCGCGCCUUAAACCGAGACUACAGCCCUGACCGGCGUUACCCUCGUGAGCACAGCCCCGAUCGGCGGUACCGAAGCGAACACACUCUGGAUCGGGACUACAGCCCGGAUCGGCGUUAUCGCAGUGAACAAGUUCUGGAUCGCUCACACAGUCCAGAACCACGCUACAGGGAGAAAGAACUGCGUAUUCCAGUGCCACGUCCUGCUGAGGCUCUCAGAAGGAACGCCAGCCGGGAACACGUAGAACGCUCACCUCCACAGAGCCCACUGGAACCGCUGGAGAAACCAGUUCGUGUCCUACUGGAGAAGCACAGACCUAAUGAAGAAUAUGGGCUGCGUUUGGGCAGUCAGCUGUUCAUUAAAGAGAUGAGUAGUACAGGACUGGCCUCCAGGGACGGCAGCCUGCAGGAGGGAGACAUCAUCCUGAAGAUUAACGGGACGGCCACAGAGAAUCUGUCUCUGAGUGAUGCGGGAAAGCUGAUUGAAAAAUCACGAGGAAAACUGCAGCUGGUGGUCCAGAGAGACAGCAGGAAAGUUCUGGUUCGGGUCCCGCCCAUGGCCGACAGCGACUCGGAGCCGGACGAUCUGUCUGAGAUCGAGUCGUUACGUUCAUACUCUCCUCAGGACGACAGACGAGGACAGCACUCGGACAUCUCCUCACACUCUUCCAAUGAGAGGCUGCGUGAAAAAAAAAGGGACGAGCCUCAGAGCAGGUUGUCUAAAAUGGGUGCGAUGCCGACACCAUUCCAAACUGCUCCAGAUGAUUUUCCACCUCCACCCCCGGAGGUGGAGGAGGAGCCUGAACUCAAGGACGCUCCAGCUCCUGUGGCCUUGCCUGCACCUAAAAUCAGCGUUCCACCAAAAAUGAAAGCUCUUCCGAAGGUUCCUCUGAAACCGAGCGCCGAGGAUCUGGAGCUGUAUGGGCAGAACACCAUGAUGGUGUGCUUUCAGAAGGGUGAGAGUGUGGGUCUGAGGCUGGCAGGAGGAAACGAUGUGGGGAUUUUCAUAGCCAGUGUUCAGGAGGACAGUCCGGCGGAGGUGGAGGGUCUGCAGGCUGGAGACCAGAUCAUGAAGGUGAAUAAUAUGGAUUUCCGUGGCAUGGUGCGGGAGGAUGCAGUGCUCUACCUGCUCGACAUUCCUAAAGGAGAAGACGUCACCAUCCUGGCCCAGAGAAAACCGGAUGUGUAUAAGGACAUUGUGGAGUCAGGUCGAGGAGAUAACUUCUACAUCAGGACUCAUUUCGAACACGAGAAAGACUCUCCUCAGAGUCUGUCUUUCAGCCGGGGCGACAUCUUUAAAGUGAUCGACACUCUGUAUGACGGGAAACUGGGCAGCUGGCUCGCCAUCCGCACUGACCGAGACAACCAGCUGCAGGAGAAAGGCCUCAUUCCCAGCAAGAGCAGAGCUGAACAGAUGGCCAACGUACAGAACGCCCAGAAAGGAGCAGCCAAUGACAGAGGAGAUUUCUGGAGGCUCAGAGGUCAAAGGGCAGCAAAGAAGAAGGACCUGCGCAAAAGCAGAGAGGAUCUCACUGCCAACCCCGUCGCCACCCGCUUUCCCGCCUACGAGAGGGUGGUUCUGAGAGAGGCUGGAUUCCAGAGGCCCGUGGUUCUGUUCGGCCCAAUCGCUGAUGUGGCAAGUGAGAAGCUCGCCAAUGACCUGCCCGAAGAUUUCAUCAUAGCAAAGAGAGAACCUAAGGAUGCAGGAACAGAGAAGUCCUCAGGUGUGGUGAGACUGAACACUGUGCAGCAGAUCAUUGAACAGGAUAAGCAUGCUCUGCUGGACGUCACCCCGAAGGCGGUGGACACGCUGAACUACACCCAGUGGUACCCCAUUGUGGUGUUCCUGAACCCGGACAGUAAGCAAGGCGUGAAGACGAUGAGGAACCGCCUGGUACCGGGUUCUAACCGCAGCUCACGCAAACUGUACGAGCAGGCAGUUAAACUGAAGAAGACUUGCUCUCACCUCUUCACCGCAACGGUGGAUCUGAACUCGGCUCAUGAUGCCUGGUACGGGAGUCUGAAGGACACGAUUCAGGAGCAGCAGAACAAAGCGGUGUGGGUCUGCGAGAAUAAACUGGACAGCUCUGAGGAGGACUUGUACCUACAAGAUGACCGCAUGUCUUACCUGUCAGCCAUGAGCGCAGAUUACCUGAGCAUGGACAGCCGUCUCACCGGGGACUAUGAUGACACUGCAGAUGAGGGCGGAGCCUAUACAGAUAACGAGCUUGACGAGCCUUCUGAUGAGCCGCAGGUAUCGGGGACGAGGCGCUCAUCGGAGCCUGUAGAAGAGAGACCCGCCCCCGUGCCCCGCAUGAAACGAGCCGGGAGCAGAGAAGUACUGCGAGACCCCAGUCCCCCGCCGUCCUUCGUCCCAGAGCCCCCGAAGGCUCGAUCUCAGAGGCCCCACAGUGAGUCCAGCACGGUGAGCAGUGACAUCAGCACCAAGCCGCCGCCCCCUCCCGUCGCCCUCAAACCCAGUUUCCUAGCUCGAGGCGCGCCGACUCAGGAGCCCGCCUCAGGUACUGAUGAUCCUGCGAGCCGCUCAUUCCUGGGUAAAGUGAAAGCUUUCGAGCAGAUGGACCACCUCGCCCGAGCACAGAGGAUGCUGGAACUGCAGGAGGCUGAACACGCCCGGUUGGAGAUCUCUCAGAGACACCCGGACAUUUACGCCGUCCCCGUUAAACCGAAACCCAACGCCGCCCAGCCACAACCUGCAGGUUCCAGCUCAAACCCUGCGCAUCGCAGCGGAUCUGCUGAGGAUGCUGAUCAAUCUCGUCGUGGAUUUUAUAACCCUCAGAAAUACAAUGACACGGAGCUGUAGGACUCCACCGCCCCACACUCAUCCUUCACCCCUCAUAGUGUUUCAGGAUAGGUUCUGGUCCUGGUUCUCAAAUAUUUUCACCUGCACAACUGUCAGUCAGUAUGACGGCUUUAAAUAAAUCAAAACUGUUAUUCAGAUGAAAUUUAAACAAGCAGCUUUACUACAAAAAAAUCCUUCUAAAAAUAAUGUUCUGCUUUUUUUAUAUACAUAUUUGUACAUUUUUAUAAGAAACUGAAAGGUUUGACAGAUGUUUAUUUGAUGUAGUGAAUCGACUCGACAGUUUUGUUACUGGUUUUAUUCCUCUGCAGUAUCCGUACAGUUUAUUACUCACUGAAGCUGACAGGAAAAUUAAUGACAGAUUUUAAACCUGAGCUUCAAGAUGGAAAUGAAAUGAGAUUGAAAUCUUCUACAUUUAUAUUCCUUAUAACCUUCACACUCUUUCUGGAAGAGGUGUCCUUUAUUGUUUUAAAUCACAUACAUUCACAUACUGCAUUUGGAUGUGCAAUGUGUUGAAAGAAUGAUGAUUGGUAAGGUCCGUGCUAUUUCUGUGUGUUUCUAAUCAACCUUUAACAUUCAGAUAUAUAAUAAAUAAAACACAAUUCAUCUCUA